CGAGGUGGCCAGCGGGACUCGCUUCCUCCAGCGCUGCGGAGCCUGGUCCGGGUCUAUUCCCGGAGCGGGCCAUGCCCCCGCGGGAGCUGAGCGAGGCCGAGUCGUCCCCGCUGCGGGUCCCUACCCCUCCCCCGCGGCGGGGCAGCGCGCCCCCAGAGCUGGGCAUUAAGUGCGUGCUGGUGGGGGACGGAGCGGUAGGCAAGAGCAGCCUCAUUGUGAGCUACACCUGCAAUGGGUACCCCGCGCGCUACCGGCCCACCGCGCUGGACACCUUCUCCGUGCAAGUCCUGGUGGAUGGAGCCCCCGUGCGCAUUGAGCUCUGGGAUACUGCGGGACAGGAAGACUUUGAUCGCCUUCGCUCCCUCUGCUACCCGGAUACCGAUGUCUUCCUGGCCUGCUUCAGCGUGGUGCAGCCCAGCUCCUUCCAAAAUAUCACAGAGAAGUGGUUGCCGGAGAUCCGCACUCACAACCCCCAGGCGCCAGUGUUACUGGUGGGCACCCAGGCUGACCUGAGGGAUGAUGUUAAUGUACUGAUUCAGCUGGACCAGGGGGGCCGGGAAGGCCCAGUGCCCCAACCUCAGGCUCAGGGCCUAGCAGAGAAGAUCCGGGCCUGCUGCUACCUGGAGUGCUCGGCAUUGACGCAGAAGAACUUGAAGGAGGUGUUUGAUUCUGCCAUUCUCAGUGCCAUUGAACACAAAGCCAGACUAGAAAAGAAACUGAACGCCAAAGGUGUGCGCACCUUGUCCCGCUGCCGCUGGAAGAAGUUCUUCUGCUUUGUUUGAACAGUUAUGGCAGCUGAGGAAACCAUAGGCCAGCAGCCACAGACUUCAGGAACCUGGGGCCCAAGGACCUUUAAGGGGGCUCCUGGGAGGGCUAGGCCACCCCAUGGGACUCAGUUCCCCUCGGAACACCGUGGGGACACAGGCCUCUGUCGGCUCUUAGAUGCCAGGGUGCUCCUAGGGCCUAGAGGAGGGGCCUGACUUGAAUUUCUGUGGUAAAGACUCACAGAGAAAUUCCAGCACUUUGAUUUUUUAAGGGAUGGUCCUACCAACGUCAGCCACCUCCAAGCAGUUGGAGGCCCAAUUCACAGUUUCUUAUGGUCAUCCCUUGUAGUACCCACCACCUCUUUCUUAGCACAAGGGUGAGGAAGAGCUGGGCAUCUGGAGGGCCUGGAAGGUGCCCACUGCCAAGUUGGAGAGCUGUUUGGGAUGGACUGAGUAAGAGAGAGUCCAGUGAGAGGCUGAGAGGGAGCAGGAAGCAAGGCCUUAGAGCCUUGAGACUGGAAGCAGGCUAUGGAGGGUAUGGGCAGGGAGGAGGCCGGCCAGAGGGCUCAGUCUAGGAGAACAGAGAAGUAGCCUUGAAGAGCAGGGCUGACACCUGGGCUGCCCUCAGCUCCCAAGGCCAGGGAGGGCGGGGUUGGUCCCUGGGAAGAACUGGGUCUCAGGGCUCCCUAGGCACUGCCCAAACUGGCUGGGCCAGGAGUGGGGCAGGAAGUGAGAGGCAAGGCCCAGCAAGAGGAGGGGGCGGAGCUGCAAACUAGAGCCUGAAGGAAGAAGGGGCUGGGGGUCACCUUUCUCCAAGGUCACCACCUAGAAGGUAAGGUGGGGCAGUGCAGA
Molecule: messenger RNA, 1616 nt
Organism: Condylura cristata (star-nosed mole)
Lineage: Eukaryota; Metazoa; Chordata; Mammalia; Eulipotyphla; Talpidae
Gene: RHOV
Product: ras homolog family member V
Exons: 3
Coding region: 72-782 (236 amino acids)
Biological process (GO): small GTPase-mediated signal transduction
Molecular function (GO): GTPase activity; GTP binding
Source: RefSeq, a predicted model, not a curated record